Molecule: messenger RNA, 1608 nt
Organism: Fusarium subglutinans
Lineage: Eukaryota; Fungi; Ascomycota; Sordariomycetes; Hypocreales; Nectriaceae
Exons: 1
Coding region: 1-1608 (535 amino acids)
Source: RefSeq, a predicted model, not a curated record
AUGUCUAGCACAACUACCACCAACAACAACCCAUAUGAGGUUGCCGAGGAUUUUAACGUCAGCUCUGAUCUACCACUCCGACUGGCAUCCUCUGUACGACAAAACUCAGUCUCUAUCACACCAUCUGUGUUGAUUUCAUCAUCUUCUGUCUCUGAAUCAACCCAGGCGUCUGUUACGCCAUCUGGGCCAGAAGACACUGAUGCUACAUCCACCAUCUUUGGCAUUUCAUUUCCACCAGCUCCUCCUCCCAACACUCCAGCCGACAACAAUGAUGCCGUCUCUGCUUCAAGUGAACCAUCACCUAAAUCUGGCUGGACAGGAGAAUACUCUCAGUCUGAUCCUGGUGCUGGUUGGACUGGGGAAUACUCUGAUCCCGGUACUCCUACCACUAGCAUGUCUAAGCUUAGAUGGACUGGAGAAUACUCUACCUCUGGUGUGGAGCCUGAACAUUUAAUGGCAAGACUCAGCACUGUGGCCAACAAGUCAGAGGAUGCGUCUGUCAAAUUCCAGACUGGAGAGGAAGUGAAGUCUUCUGGAGAGAACUCCUUGACUAAAGAGGAUGAAAAUGCUUCCAUUGUCAGGGGCAUCAGUUCCGAGGAAGAAGAGGUAGCAAAGUUGGCACGUCAGGCUAUCUGGCGUGUUACUCCUCGCUCAGUUAAGGAGUCGCUUGACAUCAAGCAAGUCAAGUCUGGUGUCGUUACUAUCACCAACUCGGCCGCCCAGCCUCAAUCUGCUGUUCUGUGCACUGUUGGGGAUGAAUAUUUUCCUGAGGCUGAAGAGGCUCCGGUGUCAUCUCCUACUGAGGCAACGUCCCCAAGAGACGCCAAGUUUGUCAAGGGAGAAAACGACAAUUCCAUUGGCAGUAUGGGUUGCUGCAUGAGUGUCUUCAAGAUGCGCAGCAGACCCAAGCCUCAGGUUCCAGUCAACCAACCCAAGCACGCCACUCUCUCACCAGACAAGUCUUGUCUCAGGCCAACUACUUCUCUGGCUGGCACUGUUCUUGACAGAAUCGAAGAAGACAGCCCUCUUGAGCUUGUCCCAGCACCCAAGCCCUCAGGAGGCAAGAGGGUGACUUUCGAUCUAGACGAACCAACGGAGAGUGAUGAGUCCAAGCCCAGGCCCAAGCCCAAGUCUAAGUCUUACUUCAAUUUCAACAUGGCUUCAUCCCUCUUAAACAGAAUGCGCAGCCAGGAAACGGAAGACAGUUCCGAUGAGGAAGAGCUUGAUGACCCAGACUCGCCAUUUGCAGCACAAGACUUGGAAAUACAACGCCGUCUCGCAAGAGCUGAUUCUUACCGCGACGCAAAUGAACGCGCCUCUAUUAUCCGAGGCGCGCUGGACUUUCUCUUGGUCGUCUCCGAUAGAGUCGACAGUGUUGCUGCUGGUCGCAUCAGCGAUCUCUUGGACAAGACUGGGAAUAGGUGUCUUGGGAGCUAUACUGGCGAAGAAAAGGAUCACGUAAAUCCUCAUCAGUAUGGGAACAAGGUUGAUCAGAAGCUGUACCGUUCCAAGGAGACGGCUAUGUCUUAUUUGAGAAGACGACAGCCUCGCAAAAUUACUCGCCUUGGGACUCCUUAUAUGAGGGACUGUCCACAAUUCUAUUAUUAG